Molecule: messenger RNA, 231 nt
Organism: Ambispora leptoticha
Lineage: Eukaryota; Fungi; Glomeromycota; Glomeromycetes; Archaeosporales; Ambisporaceae
Source: the annotation of a GenBank genome assembly
AUGAAGAACCCUAGUACAAAGACUACAUUUUUGGAUAUAACUUUAGACACAGAAGCUAUAAUGGCUUCAAUACCUCCUGAUAAAAAGAUAAACUUGGUCCCUUGUAUAGACAUGCUAAAUAAUCUCACAAGGGUGCCUGUUUGUUCAAAGACUUAUAAAAUAGUGGCCAGCUAUCAUCAACAAUUGGCUAAGAAUGCACCUUCUGCAAGACAUAGAAUAAAGACACCCUAA